AUGGGUUGCUAUACCCUGAAAACAAAAAGAUUUGCAGGAGUGAAGGAAUGGAUAUUCAGAGUGAUUGGCUUCCUUUGCAGUCUAUUAUCUUCAGGGUUUGGAAUAAUUCUUGCAAGCAGCAAAUACUGGCGCCUCUGGGAAUUCGACAAUAAGGUUGUCCAGCUUGUUUACAUUGGACUCUGGGAAGCUUAUUACCACUGGGAAUUUAAAUUCUCUGGUACUGAGACCAUAAUUCUGGUACACAGCCCUGUCAACUCGACCUGGACAAUUUCACCUGAAUUUCGAUGUGCACAGAACCUGAUAUUAAUGGCAAUGCUGAUAAAACCUGUUGUUGUGAUUUUUAGCUCAGCAGCCAUUAGGGUCAGCAUAAUCAAAGCCUCAGUUCCUGAGAUUCAGAUAGUGUGCUACAAGUGCUCUGUCUUAAUUCUGAUCAUCAGUAGCUUUUGUACUGUUAUUUCUGUGACCUGGAACCAUGUAGUAGAUCUCUAUGGCAAAACCACCCUUGACUUUCCACCAAAUUUUCCAGUAAAGAAAGAAACCCUGAUAAAGAAACACAGCACUUAUGUGUUUCCAAUAGGGCUUCUAACAACCACCCUGUCACUCUUUGGAGUGAUUAUGUUCCUCUUUGAGAUCAAGUCAUUGAAAGUUCAGAGUAAUCUGAAUGUCCAGCAUGCUUCUAAACAGGCUGAUGACAUGUACAUAAAUGAGAGUUCUGUUGUUUGA
This is a messenger RNA of Rattus rattus (black rat), 723 nucleotides long. RefSeq lists its product as uncharacterized. NCBI's taxonomy places the organism in Eukaryota, Metazoa, Chordata, Mammalia, Rodentia, Muridae. Gene Ontology annotation, biological process: bicellular tight junction assembly; cell adhesion. Bases 1 to 723 code for a protein of 240 amino acids. Gene Ontology annotation, molecular function: structural molecule activity. The record is from RefSeq and is a predicted model, not a curated record. The transcript has 2 exons. Gene Ontology annotation, cellular component: plasma membrane; bicellular tight junction.